Messenger RNA from Coregonus clupeaformis (lake whitefish), 5234 nucleotides. Its product is annotated as SRC kinase signaling inhibitor 1. Gene Ontology annotation, biological process: regulation of dendritic spine morphogenesis. NCBI's taxonomy places the organism in Eukaryota, Metazoa, Chordata, Actinopteri, Salmoniformes, Salmonidae. The record is from RefSeq and is a predicted model, not a curated record. The transcript has 19 exons. The coding region runs from base 1 to 3795 and encodes 1264 amino acids. Gene Ontology annotation, cellular component: actin cytoskeleton; cytoplasm; postsynaptic density.
AUGGCUGACAUCAGUGACCGUCGACCAACUGAGGGAGGGAGUAAAGGAAGGAAGGAAGGCCGGGAGAGAAGAAAGGGUCACAAGAUCUCCGCUGGGGAUGCCGAGUUCCCGCGGGAGUGCCACACUCUGGGCCACGGCGGCACGCGUCAUUUCCCUGACAACAACAACGGGGGGCAGGCGCCCACCUCGGGGGACCGCCAACGCCACAACGACAUCGCUGCCAAGAGCCUGGAGGCCCUUACGAACCUUCACAAGGCUGACAUAGAGCACCAGCACGAAGCCUUCAUGGACCUCCAGAAGAACCAGAAGUACCCGGCCAACCCCUGUAUGUCCCAGGGCCAGGGCCAGGGCUCAUCUAACUGUGGCCGCCAACAGCAGCAACAGCCAAACUACUGGAGCUUCAAGGCCCGUACCCCCCGUGUGAUCCGUCCCAACCCCAACCAGCCGGCUCUAGCUGACCAGGCCAGCAGAGUAUCCUUUGCCUCGGCUGAGAGUCUGGAAACCAUGUCUGAGGCCGACGUUCCCCUCGGGUUCAACCGCAUGAACCGCCUCCGCCAGAGCCUGCCCCUGGCACGCUCAUCCAGCCAGGCCAAGCUCCGCGCGCCAGGCAUUCUCUUCCUCCAGCUGGGGGAGGAGACGAGGCGGGUGCACCUGACCCAUGAGCUGACCAGCCUGGAGACCCUGAGGGCCCUCAUCGUCCACAUGUUCCCCCAGAGGCUCACCAUGGCAAUGCUCAGGUGCCCCAGCACGGCCCUGCUGAUCAAGGAUGAGGCCCGUAACGUCUUCUAUGAGCUGGAGGACCCACGAGACGUCCAGGACCGCUGUGUCAUCAAGAUCUACUGCAAGGAGCCGGUCUACGGCACCUACCCCGGACACCACAACCCACACCUGGCUAACGGAGACCUCCGGAGGGAUAUGGUGUACAUGCCCCAGCAGGAUUCCCCAACCAACCGUCGCCUCAGCAACGCCCCCGCACCCGCCUCCUCUGCCUCUGCCCCCUCCGGCUCGCCAUCCCGCGUCCGUCUCCUCUACAGUGGGGGCCGCCCAUCCUCUUACGCUGGGCAACCUCACCCUCAGCAUCAUCCCCAAACCCACUCCCUCCCCCACCCCCACCACACCUCGCCAGGGGGUCAGAGUGCAGCCCACCACCAGCAUCACCCCCAGCAGCUCCACCACCAGCCCCAGCAACACCAGCCACAGCUACAGCACCAUGCCCAGGCAGGCUUCUCCCCCAGUGCAAUCCUGGAGCGUAGGGAUGUGAAGCCCGAUGAGGAGGUCCACGGCAUCGGCUCCAGGAGCAUGGUGCUCCGGCGGGGUGAUGCAGGGGGGAUCUAUGCCGACCCCUAUUCCCUGGGCCAGGAAGGAGGCCGCCUCAGCCUGGCCGGCCCCCACUCCCCUCUACCCCCAAGAGGGGACGCCUACGGCUCUCUCUACCGGCGUGGAGGAGGUGGAGGUGGAGGGGGCGGAGGAGGGUUGGGACCUGGCUCCGUGCGCUCCCUCACUUCCUACUCGGCGGCGGCUCUGCAGGGAGAGCUGAUGGACAGUGGCAUCCUCUACAGGCCUGGAGGCCCACUGUAUAAUGAUGCAGCCUACGCCGCGUCCAUGAGGGACUUGUAUUCGGGCACCAUGCCCGGCCGGGACUCCCCUGGGAGGCAGACUCUGCGGAGGGACUCGGUGUCCUCCUGCGUGUUUGGGGAGAGUCCCAAAGCUAGGGGUCAAGGGUCAGGGUUGGGGUCUGAUCAGCUGUGUUUAAUGGCUGGACCUGGAGGGGAGGGCAGUGGUUUCAGUUCAGCACCAGGUUUCAGUUCCCCUCUACCAGGCAACGAGACAGAGACCAGGGGGCGUAUGGAGGCCAUGGAGAAACAGAUAGCCAGUCUGACUGGUCUACUGCAGACUGUUCUGACCAGGGGACCAGAGGCCGACAGCCCGGACAAGAUUGAGACGGCCAGUGACUGCUCUGGGACAGACACUCUGACGCCGUCGGCGCCAUUGGCCCUGAUGCCGCCCCCACCCACAGGGUCCUCCCAGCCACUGACGGUGUCGCGGCUACAGAUGCAGAUCCACCUUCAUGGCCUGCAGCAGAACACCAGCGAGCUGCGCAAACAACUGUCCCAGCUGCGCAACAUCCAGUUGGAGAACCAGGACUCAGUGCAGUCCCUGCUGAGGCAGACUGAGUCAGAGCUGAGCCUUAUGAUGCUGGAUGCCAUGCGGACCCAGGAGGACCCUUUGCAGAGGCAGCGCCUCCUAGUGGAGGAGGAGAGACUCAAGUACCUCAACCAGGAAGAGCUGCUCAUCCAGCAGCUGCACGAUCUGGAGAAGUCAGUAGAAGAACUCCAGAGGAACUCAUCAGUCAACCACGGCCUGGUGACAGAGCAGGAAGUGGAGCAGAAGAGCAUGGAGCUAAGGUCUUUGGGAGAGACCCUCACAGAGCUCAAGAACCAGUUCCCCAGUCUGCAGAGUAAGAUGCGCGUGGUGUUGAGGGUGGAAGUGGAGGCUGUGAAGUUCCUGAAGGAGGAGCCACACAGACUGGACGCACUGUUGAAACGCUGUAACAACAUGACCGAUACACUGACCACACUACGCAGUGUAUUGUAUGCCACCUGUACGUACAGAAAAGUGACCGAGGGCCUGUGGAAGGGCCAGAAUGACAUCUCCAGCCAGUCAGCCAAGCGAACUGAGCACACAGGAAAGAGCUCGGACCUCGACAUACUGACCAGUCCACCGCUCAACCUCAAUGACCUGGAUGGCAGUGCCAGCCUUGCCAACUGGAUGCCCGUAUCAGGCAGUGACCCAGACGCUUCGGGUCCUGAGCAGGACCCCCACCCUAUGGCCAGCUACAGAAGCCGGGUCCUGGACGAGCUGCCAAGCCGCCGCGGUGCUGGCAAAUCAGUGUCUGCGGAGGUCAGACUGGCUGCAGAGCGGGAUUGGGAGGAGAAGCGGGCUAGUCUGACCCAGUUCAGUGCCCAGGACAUCAACCGUCUGCUGGAGGAGACCCAGGCUGAGCUGAUGAAGGCCAUCCCAGACCUGGACUUCGCUGCCAGGCAGAUCAAUAAGCCUGCUGUGCCCCCCAAACCCCACCCCAAACCUCAGUUCACCACCCCCAUCACUACCUCCACCACCACCUCCACCACCACUAGCACCACCACUAGUUCCAGUACUGAGCACCAGCCCAACAAGGUCCAGGUCACUGGCCAGAAGCUGGAGGGGGGCUCACGUCGCGGAUCUGCGGAGCUGACCGUUACCAGGUAUCGUGCUGAGAAACCCUCUAAGUCUCCGCCUCCACCCCCUCCUCGCCGCAGCUUCCCAUCAGCCCAUGGGCUCACCACCAAUCGCAAUGGAGAAGUGAUCGUCACCACCAAGAAGAAGCUGGAGCCAGACGACGGAGAGGCGCUGAAGACUCUGGUCAAGCUGAGAAGGACACCGUCUGAAACCCACCGCCCCGCCUCCACUCCCCCCGUCAUCGCCGCCUCAGCGAUUAAAGAUGAGGAUGACGAAGAGAGGAUAAUUGCUGAACUAGAGAUAUUUCAGCGAACCACUGUCAAAGUGUCCCCUCCCCACUCACUGCCCAGCACGCUACCGAGGCCCACCCCUGCAGCCCGUACCCUUCCUUGCACCUCAGGCUCCCUGGGAAUAAAGAAUGCGAGCAACUCACCAGGGGCAUCCAAGGGACCCCAGUCAACUGUAGCGGCUAGACUGAAGCACCUCCAGCAAGGCAGCCUGGAGAGGCCCAAGACCAGGAAGCAGAGAGAGGACUUCCCCAAGAUCCAGGGCCAGCAGCAGGUAUUCCACUUCUAGAAUGCCCCUCCUCAGAGGAGUAGCCCUCUUCAGAACAGCUCUGGUGGCCUAUGACAUUGACAACUGCCCCCUCUCACAGCUGUCUGGGCAACUACUAUACUGGGAUACAAUAUGUUAUCAGUGGACAAUAAGGUGACGAGAAAAGGGUUGGGCUCAUCGGAAAUCACCAAUGUUGGUUGUUACAUUAUUUGACUUUGAGCUGUGGUUGGAUCCAAAAUGGAUUGUGUACAGAGCGUACUCUUUCCCAUUGGCUGGCAUUGAUGUUUCUGAGGAGGGUAAGGUAGUGGAGGUAUUGUGCACUUAAUAAGCUAAGUGACACCUAAACUGCACUCCUUGAUUAUGCCACAAAAUAGUUUUACAUCUCAAUGUCGGACCACUGACUUUUAACCAAGUAGAUUAUGAUCCUACAGUACCACUGUUCUUUGACUCUGCUUCCUUUCCUCAAAUCACUAAAUCAUUCUGUCUCCAGCUGAGUCAUUUAAAACCACUGUCCAAAAGCGAGAGGGUCAGGAGAUGGAAAAGUAAUAAUUCUCAGAAUAUUUGCCCUUGUGCAGCACACCUCCAACGUUUCUCUGGAGCAAAUAAGACUGAAGUCCUCCUCCCUCCUCUCUGAAGCAGCAGUCUUACCUGGUUCAGCAGGCACUCCAACUUAGUAGGCUGAUCUGAGUGGCCCUGUCCCACCUUAGCCCAAACUGUCCCUCUCAAAGGACCUUCUGGCAGCUCUCAAAGUCAGGUAGAGAUAACACAGAAAGCCACUCCGUCCCAGCUAGGACCUGUCCUGAGCCAGUCAACCCAAUCCUUGCAUUACCCUAACGGGGAUAAUCCACACUCCAUUAGCCAACUAAAAUAGAGGCCACUUCAUUUGAACUCUAAGAAACAGGACCCAUGUGGUACUCUUUAGGCUUAGGGGGUCUAUUCACGGGUUAUUGGAGUUAAAAAGACUACCCUUUGGACUGAAAAACGCCCCCAAAAUAUUGCCAUGGUUCAACUUGCUUAGGAUGGCUGGAUUGAUGCACUUCUACAUGCAUCUUUGAUCAGAUCUUAAAGGUUUUUACCUUGUGUGGGGCAAAUUCAUCUCAUCCACCACCAAAGCUGUAACCACAUCCAUUUUGGUAAAGCACAAGGUUUGCGCCAAAACACAAACCAUACCUCACUCCUUGGGGUGAAGGGGAUAGGAGUCAGAAACCACUUGCAAUAUGUGUAAAAACACAAAAGUAUCAUACAAGUGCAGAAGAUGACUUCCCAGAUAGGUCAGUGCACUUCACAACAAUUCCCAUUAGCGAAUACAGUAGUUAGCACAUGGCUAAAAUGUCAACCUCUAUUUGACACUGGAGAAAUACACCCCAAGCAUUAGUAUUCAUGUCUAUUUCCAACCUGGUCUCAGAGCAUUUUGUAUUAUUCUGUACAUAAACCCAAGACACUCCAUUUAGUAUGAUAUG